Heteronotia binoei (common prickly gecko) is the source of this 2630-nucleotide messenger RNA. RefSeq names its product zinc finger protein 850-like. The transcript has 2 exons. The coding region runs from base 48 to 2630 and encodes 860 amino acids. The record is from RefSeq and is a predicted model, not a curated record. NCBI's taxonomy places the organism in Eukaryota, Metazoa, Chordata, Lepidosauria, Squamata, Gekkonidae.
AAUGCUCAGAUUGUGGGAAAAGAUUCAGUUGGAGUGGCAGUUUUCAAAUGCAUCAGAGAACCCACACAGGGGAGAAACCUUUUGAAUGCUCAGAGUGCAGAAAGAGAUUCAGUUGGCGUUGCAGUCUUCAACGUCAUCAGAGAACCCACACAGGGGAGAAACCUUUUGAAUGCUCAGAGUGUGGAAAGAGAUUCAGUCGGAGUGCCAGACUUCAAAGUCAUCAAGGAACCCAUACAGGGGAGAAACCUUUUGAAUGCCCAGAGUGUGGAAAGAGAUUCAGUCAGAGUGCCAGUCUUCAAAGUCAUCAGAGAACCCAUACAGGGGACAAAUCUUUUGAAUGCUCAGAGUGUGGAAAGAGAUUCAGUUGGAGUAGCCAUCUUCGAGAUCAUCAGAGAACUCAUACAGGGGAGAAACCUUUUGAAUGCUCAGAGUGUGGGAAGAGAUUCAGUCGAAGUAGUCAUCUUCAAGAUCAUCAGAGAACCCACACAGGGGAGAAACCUUUUGAAUGCUCAGAGUGUCGAAAGAGUUUCAGUCUGAGCGGCAGUCUUCAAAGUCAUCAGAGAAUCCACACCGGGGGGAAACCUUUUGAAUGCUCAGAGUGUGGGAACAGAUUCAGUUUCAGUAGCAAUCUUCAAAAGCAUCAAAGAACCCACACAGGGAAGAAACCUUUUGAAUGCUCAGAGUGUGGAAAGAGAUUCAGUCAGAGCGGCAAUCUUCAACAUCAUCAGAGAACCCACACAGGGGAGAAAUCUUAUGAAUGCUCAGAGUGUGGAAAGAGAUUCAGUACGUGUAACUAUCUUCAAUAUCAUCAGAGAACUCACACAGGGGAGAAACCUUUUGAAUGCUCAGAGUGUGGGAAAAGUUUCCGUUGGAGUGGCAGUCUUCGAAUGCAUCAGAGAACUCACACAGGGGAGAAACCUUUUGAAUGCACAGAUUGUGGAAAGAGAUUUCGUUGGAGUGUCAGUCUUCAGAGUCAUCAGAGAACCCACACAGGGGAGAAACCUUUUGAAUGCUCAGAGUGUGGAAAGAGAUUCAGUCACAGUGGAAGUCUUCAACAUCAUCAGAGAACCCACACAGGGGAGAAAUCUUAUGAAUGCUCAGAGUGUGGAAAGAGAUUCAGUAUGCGUAGCCAUCUUCAAGAUCAUCAGAGAACUCACACAGGGGAGAAACCUUUUGAAUGCUCAGAGUGUGGAAAGAGAUUUAGUCAGAGGGGCAGUCUUCAACAUCAUCAGAGAACCCACACAGGGGAGAAACCUUUUGAAUGCUCAGAAUGUGGAAAGAGAUUCGGUCAGAGUAGCAGUCUUCAAAAUCAUCAGAGAACCCAUACAGGGGAGAAACCUUUUGUAUGCUCAGAGUGUGGAAAGAGAUUCAGUUGCAGUGGCAAUCUUCAAAAGCAUCAGAGAACCCGCAAAGGGGAGAAAUCUUUUGAAUGCUCAGAGUGUGGAAAGGUAUUCAGGUGCAGUGAGAGUGAAAAGAGAUUAAUUAAGAGUGGCAGUCUUCAACAUCAUCAGAGAACCCACACAGGGGAGAAACCUUUUGAAUGCUCAGAGUGUGGAAAGAGAUUCAGUCAGAGUGCCUAUCUUCAACAUCAUCAGAGAACCCACACAGGUGAGAAACCUUUUGAAUGCUCAGAGUGUGGAAAGAGAUUCAGUCAAAGUGCCUAUCUUCAGCUUCAUCAGAGAACCCACACAGGGGAGAAACCUUUUGAAUGCUCAGAGUGUGGAAAGAGAUUCAGUCAAAGUGCCUAUCUUCAACAUCAUCAGAGAACCCACACAGGGGAGAAACCUUUUGAAUGCUCAGAGUGUGGAAAGAGAUUCAGUCAGAGUGCCUAUCUUCAGCUUCAUCAGAGAACCCACACAGGGGAGAAACCUUUUGAAUGCUCAGAGUGUGGAAAGAGAUUCAGUCAGAGUGGCCAUCUUCAACGUCAUCAGAGAACCCACACAGGGGAGAAACCUUUUGAAUGCUCAGAGUGUGGGAAGAGAUUCAGUUUCAGAAGCAAUCUUCAACAGCAUCGAAGAACCCACACAGGGGAGAAACCUUUUGAAUGCUCAGAGUGUGGAAAGAGAUUCAGUCAGAGUGGCCAUCUUCAACAUCAUAAGAAAACCCACACAGGGGAUAAACCUUUUGAAUGCUCAGAGUGUGGAAAGAGAUUCAGUCGGAGUGACCAUCUUCAAUGUCAUCAGAGAACCCACACAGGGGAGAAACCUUUUGAAUGCUCAGAGUGUGGAAAGAGAUUCAGUCGGAGUAGCCGUCUUCAAUGUCAUCAGAGAACCCACACAGGGGAGAAACCUUUUGAAUGCUCAGAGUGUGGAAAGAGAUUCGCUCAGAGUUGCAGUCUUCAAAGUCAUCAGAGAACCCACACAGGGGAGAAACCUUUUGAGUGCUCAGAGUGUGGAAAGAGAUUUACUCGGAGUGGCAGUCUUCAAAGCCAUCAGAGAACCCACACAGGGGAGAAACCUUUUGAGUGCUCAAAGUGUGGAAAGAGAUUCAGUCGGCGUGGCCAUCUUCAACGUCAUCAGAGAACCCACAGAGUGGAGAAACCUUUUGAGUGCUCAGAGUGUGGAAAGAGAUUCAAUGAGAGGAGGAAUCUUCAACAGCAUCAGAGAAUACACAGAAAGGAGAAUCUUUAG